AUAAUUGAUUGUUUCUCUUUUGCUUCUAAUGGGAUGUGAGUUUGGGCACAUCUCUAAGUUUAAAUGAAACUUAGAAUAACACCUUGGUGUUUGAUGCAUUUGCACACAAAUCAAUGACACCACAUCCCACCAGCAGCCCGAGGAUUCAAUGCCCACUCAUCUGGACGUUCUAGAAUUAAUAUUUGAGUACUGGAUCAUUGAAACAACCACCCUUGACCUUCUGCAAUCCCACUGUCACAUUAUUCUAUGACAUAUUCAUCUUGAAUUCAUUUCCAGACAAUUUGAUUGGGAUGAGGUUUGACAUGUAUUGGCUUCCAUGAAAGAAGUGUACUUUGAUCUUGGUGAUGGGGUUUUACAUGAUAUGCAUCAUCUUUACCAGGGACACCAGCCUUCUGCCAUGUGGCUGUGACUAUGUUCCCACAAUGUGCUGUCUGAACCAAGAUGACUGACAGGCACUCCUCUGUCAGAAAUACCUUCAUUGUGAAGAAUUUAAUUUCAUAAUUUUAAUUUUACAAUAAGCAUAGGAUUUAAGGUUGGUCUUUCCCCCUUCUAGGCAUCUGUUUUUGUUUUUGUUUUUGUUUUUUUUUCUCACUUCAACUAUAAAGUUCUUUUUUUUUUUUUCUAAACAGGUCUCUUAUUGGUAUGCAAGGCAAUCUUCUUAACAAAAGUUAAGUAAGUUAGGAAACGAUUGUCUUCUACUGCUUAGGAUGUCUCUAUGGCAAAAGUCAAAGAUGAGAUGUGAUUAUAUAAAUUCAGAUGUUUUGAUCUCUUAAUGCUACCCUAGCAGUUCUCUUAUCAAUUUCUUCCACUCUUUUGUGAAAAGACAUUUUGCAGAAGUACUGCUUGGAAAUUAAAUUGCAUCUAAGUAUAUUUUUUUCCAUACACUCACUUCCAUUAAUGAUGAUUAAAGCUAAAAUUUCCAUAACUAGGAGAAAUUUCCUCUUCUAAAAAAAAAAUCCUGACAGAUCUCAUCUCCUUUGCAUAAUUUGGGAUUGGACAUAUGGCAGGCUUCUGGGGCUUAAAUGAUUUCUUUUCAUAAGACCUGAGAUACCUCCCACUGCAGGAAUCCUGAAAUCAGUGACUAGCCUCUUCAGAGAUACACACCUUAUUUUGAGUGGUUCCAUGGCCAGAAAUGUUACAAAAAAAAAAAAAAAAGGAACUGAAGAAGUGGCUGCAGACCUAGAAACAGAACAUUCGGAUGGCAGAGGCUGCUUGGCCUGGCUCUGAGCCAUAGCCCCUCAGCUGAGUAGGUAAUCCUGAUUUAGCAUUGUUUCAGAAAAAUCAAAAUUUAUCUUUGUCCUUCUCUCUCCCUUUCCAAGAAGAGAGGUCAGACAUCUCAGCUACUGAUGCAAGAAGCUCUGACAGAAGAUAAAGCCACCAGUUGUUCUAUUCCUAGAAAAUAAACUAGAAACCAGUAGUUUAAUGCCAUUGGUGGUAGUGGCUAUUGUGAACAAAAAUGCUCAAAUCGUGAUUCUAGGCAUUAAUUUUCAGAGACUCUAGAGAUUGAAGGAUGUUACAGGACUACAGAUAGAAUCUGUUCCACAUAGCCUUCAUGAAAGUCCCCCCCACCUCCAUUGCAUUUGCCAAAAACCCUUCUUGGCUAGAGGCUUCUCCUUUUCUUUGUAAACCAAGCGGGAAGCUUCUGAGAGCAAACUGGACUCCAGGGAAGAUUAGCCCAUCCAGCCAAUGGACAAUUUCUGAAACUGGAGAAUCUCUGUAUCCUGAGACAUGAAAAAUAAAUCUCUGGAAAUUCUAAAAUAUACUUCUAGGACAUUAGUACUCCAGGCCUUGUCAUUUCUGAUCAGCUUAAGAGUCUAUUUGGAGUUUAUUUUAGAAAUUUACCUUGAAGGUCCUUACAUAGUUGCUGAAAGUUUUAUGUCAGUAAACAUAAACGGAUACAAGAAGUAUUUUUUUCCCUCUAUCUCUGUCUCUGGGGAAAUGGACCUUAAAAGAAUGUCUGGUCCCAUUGUUAUGUUUAGCCAACCGAGGUAUGGACCAUAUGGCUCCAAGAACCUUGCGAGUAUCAGGCAGCCUCUGUGACCUGCAGGUCAACUGACCCCUAGCUACUCAAGAAAUGUCUACCCAGGAUGGGUCCAGAUGUUUUUAGUGCUUCAAGAGAAGUCUGCAUCUGGGAAGGAGCUCCAUGGGGCCAGGCUACUGUCAGUGAUUUUGGCUGAAUCAGAUGUGUUUGCCCUUUUGCUGCUGGCACGGAAAGUCAUACACAUGUUCCUACCUUUUGAAGGGCAAAGAUAGUCAGACUGUAUACUAACAAGAUGUGUGUAUAAAACCUUGCUCUCUCCCCCUCUUCUCCUCUCCCUCUUUCUCUCUUUUAACCUUUGGGUACACAGGACAGUGCUUACAAUUCAGGAGGUCUGUAAACUUGAAUUUUUUUUUUAAAUCCUUCUCUCUACAACCUGCUAAUGGAAAGUUAGCAUUUUGUCUCCUGUGAAAAUGAGAAGCAAACAUUUUCGGCAUGCUCACCAGGCUUCCAAAGGGUCCUGAAAAUAGCUGAAAAUGUUUUUUUUUUUUUUUAACAAAACCCUGUUCAGUCUGUAUUGUUAUUCAAAGCUUUUUAAUGGGGAUUGGAUCACAGGAUAUAUAUUAAGAAUCUAUGUUGAUUCAAAUCAAAUAAUUAACCAGAGUUAAAAUGGACCCCGAAUUUGACACAUCCUGAACAAUUAAUUGUAUACCCUCUAGGUUUAGGUGAGAGAAAAGGAAUUUUAGUUCCCGGGCUGUGUUAUGGCAUAAGUGCACCUGCACUCAGGUUUACUAUCUCAGUCGGAUGGAUAGAAAUACCUGGGCAGGAAGGGACACACCUCUGUUUUCAGCUUCUAUGUUGUGUUUCAAGCCCUUUGGAGGCUCAGCUCAGACCCAACUGAAUACAUACUUUAUUUUUUCUCAGAGGUCAGACUUAAACCUCACUGAAAUUUGGUAACUGUCUAGCGGUAAAGGGGGAAAGGAAAACAAACCAAGGGACCAGAUAGAAGCACCUCUCAUUAAAGGGCUACCUAUGGGAAGUAAAUGAAUCUUUCAGAGUGAGAGGUAAAUUCUCAGAGUCUAGAUUUUAAAAUGUCAGGAAAGGUCUUGGCUUAGGAAACAGAAGUCGAUUGUCUCUCCCUCUCCUUAGUGUGUGUGUCUCUCUCUCUCUCUCUCUCUGUGUGUGUGUGUGUGUGUGUGUGUGUGUGUGUGUGUGUGUGUGGGUGUGUGCUCACAGAAUCUGUUUGUAAUUUCCUAAGUCUUCCCUAAUGCAGAGCAGAGAGAUACAGACUAUUCAAAGCUAGAGAAAUUAUUGGGGAAGUUAAUCCCUUGCUAAAUCCCUUGCCCCAAGCAGGGAUGAAUGACGAAUGUACCAAGCUUUAGAAAAUAAGUCAAUUAUUAAAAAAUAUUUUAAAGCCUUGUUUAAGGGGCAGGAGUGUAGCUCCCUUGGUGGAGUCCUAGUUCCCUUUUCAGCAUUACAUUCACUCAUAUGUGCUGAUGAAUAUCUAUGAACCCAGCACUUGGAGAGUGCAGGUAGGAAAAGCAGGAAUUCAAAGUCAUUCAAAUUCUAGACCAUCCUGGGCUACAUGAGACCUUGUCUCAACAACAAAUUAAAACAAAUGAAGGGGGGGGGCUUUAUUUACUAAUCAUGGAACCCUCAGGGAGAGACCAGUUCAAAUCAAUUCUAAGUUAGUGUUCCAUGUAACUUGUUCAAACUUCUCCCUUCUCUUAAAGGGCUAUGUUUUUGUUUUUGUUGUUGUUGAUGAUGAUGAUGUUGUUUCUUCUCAAUCUUUAGAACUCUCUUUAAAAACCCAAAGGUUUCUGGGUCUUGUCCACAUGUUCUUUGUCAACAGAGGAUCCAAGAACUUUCUUUGGCAUUUUUGAGCACAAGGACAGAGUCAGGGCCCUGAGCUCAGGAAGCAGUUGAUCCUAGGACAGACAAGGUCAGUCAUUCCUGAGCCAAAAUUGAAAUCUUCAAUUGGUUUUCGUCAGUCAGCUAUAAUGGUAGUUCUAGACUGAAGGCCAUGGAUGUGCCAACUGUGCCAUCCACUCUGUAGAGUCCUAAAGUGAGCAAGGACUAAGGUCAAAGUUUCUGCAACAAGUAGCCACAGACUGGAAGCUAUCACAGUUGUCACUGGUGGAACCUUCAUCUGGUACCACUGCACAGAAUUCAGGACCCCCAGACUAGUCCCCUGGCCCAUGGACUGGAAGGAAAGGAUCUGUUCCUUCUAUUUGUGUAUUUGUGUGCCUUGAGCCGUUUAUUUAUUUAUUUAGCCAGAAUACCCGCGGGUAGAUAAAUGUGAGCUAUGAUGAAAAGAGACCUUUCAGGGAGCCUGAAGUGAGUUUGGAACAGUCCCUCCUCAUGACCUCUUCUGGUCCAGUCUCUCUAGUCAGGGUGGGAUUCUACUUCUAGGACUGCCAGUCACCGAGAGGAGGGAGAGGCAAGGCUAAUUGGCAGGAGUAGAGAAGAAGAGGAAAGGUAGCAGCUGUGGACACCAUGGGCCCCAGCUCGCCGCUUCUUCGAACCCCUCCGUGCUUCCGGGCCUUCACGAGCAGCCUCCUCAGGCCUCCCACAGCCGUCCUUUGAACGGACUCCUGCGUCUGGGGAUCCCUGGAGACAUGUAUGCGAGGUCGGAACCUUUUGCACCAGGGCCUAUGGCCCGCAGCGACACUCUGGCAACAGCCACAGCCCUGCACGGUUAUGGCGGCAUGAACCUGACCAUGAACCUCACCGCACCCCAUGGCCCUGGAGCCUUUUUCCGCUAUAUGCGCCAGCCCAUCAAACAGGAGCUCAUCUGCAAGUGGCUAGGGGAUGACAGCCCGAUGUCCCCGCGUCCCUGCUCCAAAACUUUCAGCACCAUGCACGAGCUGGUCACGCACGUCACUGUGGAGCACGUCGGUGGCCCAGAGCAGGCUAACCACAUUUGCUUCUGGGAGGAGUGUCCGCGACAGGGCAAGCCCUUCAAAGCCAAAUACAAACUUGUAAAUCACAUCCGCGUGCACACGGGCGAGAAGCCCUUCCCUUGUCCUUUCCCAGGGUGUGGGAAGGUCUUUGCUAGAUCAGAAAAUCUCAAAAUACACAAACGAACACAUACAGGCGAGAAACCUUUCAGAUGUGAGUUCGAGGGCUGUGAGAGGCGUUUCGCCAACAGCAGCGACCGCAAGAAACAUUCGCACGUGCACACGAGCGACAAGCCUUAUAUGUGCAAGGUGCGCGGGUGUGACAAGUGUUACACGCACCCCAGCUCUCUGCGAAAGCACAUGAAAGUUCAUGGUCGCUCACCGCCACCCAGCUCUGGCUACGACUCGGCUAUAACGUCUGCUCUCGCGUCGCCCUCGUUAGAAAGCGGCCGUGAGCCCUCAGUGGCUUGCUCUGCGGCGGUGGUUGUGCGUGGCACAGACGUGAGCGAAUGAUGUUGCUUGCAAGGUAAUCUUGCCCUGCGCAGCUGAGCGCCCGCAUCUUGCGCCUGCGACAUCAAAGGGCUCUCUCACAAAGCAGUGUUUCUUCGCCACGGUGCAUCUUCAUGGUAAGUUAGGAUUUCUAUGGCAAUGGGCAAGUCUCACUGAAAUCCUGAAAGGCCGAUCCUGGAGCCCGUCCAGGCUUUUCAUUAAGGACAUAAUAUUUACGUCUAACAGGCCUUUUUUCUUGUGUAUACAAGUAUAUAUUUUUGUUUGACGCGGACUAAAUCAUUUUCAUUUAAUUUCCGGUAAACAAAACCCACGCGAAUGGGCACUUGUUCCCGAUCAUAAUAAAAAUGGAUAAUAAUGCGAGGGAAGAAAAGGGCCGCUUGAAUCGCCGCUCAGCUCUCUUUGUUUCUGCUUUCUGCGGUGAUCAGAGGGCGUAUUUGGGUUUGAUGGCGAGUUUCUAAAGGCGAGGAAAUGGUUUGUAAGAGGGAAAAGAAAAGGAGAAAGGUCCAAUCAAGCUCGGGUUGUUCAAAGAGUCGCGUUUUGGGGUUGAAAGUGUGAGUUUGACGGUGCAUCAGCAUGCCGCGUUAGGCUCGCCAUGGAAAUGCGCGCGGGGAGCGGCCGCUUCAAAGGCGGCACACUUCACUGCGGACACUCUAUUAAGAUACAUUUGCGCUGACCUUUGCUUUCACGCCAUUUAAUACUGUCACUGUGCUCUCCAGUAUAUACUUCCUCCCAGGACCUGUCUUGCCAGUGUUUAGGGGUUCACUAUACAUCCUAAUGUAGCGGGCUUUGGCACCCGGGAUUCUUUCAAGAAAGGGAGGAGGAACCGGACCCGAACAUCUUGACAGCGCCCAUAGGCUCCAGAGUCAGAGUAAAUGACUAGGGCAUCCUGAGAAGCUUACCAAGGGAGCAUCCCCAGUUGAGUUGUGUGCAACAGAAUGAGGAUUUAAGACGAAGGUGGCCAACUUGGGGGAAGUAUGGGAACUGUUAACUAUGCCUCGGGGACAGUUAGUUUCCCUGUGUUCCCCAGAGGUGCCAUACUGCUUCCUAACCCUAGAAGUCUCUCAGCCCCUUAAGCUUUUCCUCUGACGUGCCACUGUGUGGUAUCCUUAGGUCUGGGCUGGCUUUUGGGUACAAACUGAAAAGCCCAAGGCCAAGGGGAUGGGGAAGAUGGCAGCAAAGUUAGAAGUCCAUGUUCCCUUAAUUGUCUUGUUGUUUAUUUUAUCCAAGUACCCUAGUGAAUAGGGGAAAAAUAAACACGGUGGAAAAAAAUCAAACAGUAGAGUCUUCUUUAGUGCCCGUCCUUGUGGUUGAAUAAAAAGGAUGGUCUGCCUUCUAUUGAGCUGAGAAAUCUUUGAAGUGGGAGUUAUUAUCUGAGACAUUCCUGCUUGUCGUCCUAACAACGCUGGUGAAAUGUAAAAGGUUCUUUGUCAGCGAUUUGUUCUCCUCUCUGUCAAACUCACUUUGCCCCAUUGGUUCCAAACCAUUGCUAAAGAGAUAAAAUCAAAUUUCUUUAAAAAGAAAAAGAAGAAGAAGAGAAGAAAAGAAAAGAAAAAAGACCCCUACACUCCACCAGUAGAUAACUUUAGGAAUAAGUUUUGCUAUGAGGGACCCUCCCUCCCCCAAAGCAACAAAAAAAAAAAAAAAAAAAACAAAGCAAAACAAAACCCACAAAACCAUUGUGUAGUUUCAGUCCUGGUGAUGUGUGUAGAUGUGGGAAGGCCGUUUGCACAAACACUGGUACUUUAGGUAAUGCAAGAAGGAAAGAGGUAGAGGGUGAGUGUACCAAGUCGAUGCUCUGGAUGGUCCUGUGACCGUGCAUUCUGUCCUUGCCUGCAUCCCAUCCACCCAGAUUUACUAACUGGAUGAAUUUUGCUGGAGAUCACUUCAGCUCCAAAUAGUCCCACUUGGGAUAUUUGGAACUUAAGCCUGAAUACAGGUAAUGUUAAAGCUUUCCCCUUUUCCAAGAAACUUCUGGUAUAAAUAGAUCCACUGUGUUUCCUAACCAUUAGCAGCAAUCAGCACACCGUUUCUGUCAUUUAAUCUAAAGGAUGGUAGCAUAAGGGAGAGAAACAUUUUAAUAUCCCCCCCCCUUUUUUUUCCUAAUCAUCUUGGAGUUCAGAAGGUUUGGUUUACAUGAUAGUGGGGAAAAAAUGCAUGCACGUGCCUCCUCCCUCCCUAUGUGCACUUCUUCAUUUUAUAGUGUGCCUAGAAUGGAAACUUUGCCCCUGGUCAGGUUUUCUAGACCUCCUAUUGUAGUUUUAAAGGUGAUGAAAAUAGAUAAGGAUGUUCCCAUCACCCUGCUCCCUGUGCUUACUAAAUGAUUUGUGAAGAACUGUCCCCAAGUUGUAACCCAUGUACUCCCUUAGAGUUGCUGCAAAAUGUCUCUUAUAUUGAUGUUGUUUGUUUACCUGACUCUCCAUAUGUCUGUUUGUAUUGCCAAUUUAUGGGGAAAAUGUAAUGAUUGCAAUGAAAGUGAAUUAUACAUCCAGGCAGAUCUCUUAUAGUCAUAACUGACAUAAACACAAGUCUGAGUCAACUGUAAGAUUAUUCGUACCUUGUCUAGCUACACUGUGAUUUUAAAAUCUUUCCCCUUAACAGCAGUUAAGUUAUGAACUAAUUUGAAGGGGAAAAAAGUUGUUGUGUAUAUUUGUCAGUGGUUGUUGAAUAAAGUUCAAAGCUGAGGCAUAAUCUCCUUGAAAACAUGUACCUGUGAGUUAAAUAAAAUAAUUUUUCUCCCUCCAAAACACUCUGGAUGUGUAGCUUCUUUUUGCUGUGUUAUUUGGAAAUAAAGGAUUUGAUGUUUUCUUUCCUCCUUGGAA
Molecule: messenger RNA, 8207 nt
Organism: Mus musculus (house mouse)
Lineage: Eukaryota; Metazoa; Chordata; Mammalia; Rodentia; Muridae
Gene: Zic4
Product: zinc finger protein of the cerebellum 4
Exons: 4
Coding region: 4597-5391 (264 amino acids)
Cellular component (GO): nucleus
Molecular function (GO): RNA polymerase II transcription regulatory region sequence-specific DNA binding
Source: RefSeq, a predicted model, not a curated record